CAAUAAGUUAAAGUGAGACUAAUAUAUACUUGUCUCACUCGAACUUAUUGCACUAGUGCAGCGGUGCAGAGGAAAAGAACAGACCUCAUGUUUUAUCUCGCCGCUCCUACGUUUCUCGACGCACGCCGCCAGCAGUUAUAAAUUUCUCUGGUAUGCUAAAUCCUGUUUCUCUCCUGGUUCUGACCUGUUAAUUUAACGAGUCGAUAAGAAGUUUAGUUUACGGGAUAUUGGAUCCGUUCUUUUAGAUCAGCUGGGUUUGCUGAGACUUCCGUAUUUGCUUUGAACGUAAGCUUCACAGAAAUUGAAGAAAUUCUAGGAUAUCAAAAUGUUGACCACUAUGAGUGGAAAACAAAUACGACAGGCUUAUAUUGACUUUUUCAAAAAUAAAGGACAUGAAUAUGUACACUCAAGCUCGACUAUACCUCAUGAUGAUCCAACUUUGCUCUUUACAAAUGCAGGAAUGAAUCAGUUUAAACCAAUAUUUCUGGGGACAGUUGAUCCUAACAGUGAUAUGGCAAAAUGGGUACGUGUGGUUAAUAGUCAGAAAUGCAUUAGAGCUGGUGGCAAGCAUAAUGAUUUAGAUGAUGUCGGUAAGGAUGUAUAUCAUCAUACAUUUUUUGAAAUGAUGGGAAACUGGUCUUUUGGAGACUAUUUCAAGAAAGAAAUAUGUUCUUGGGCUUGGGAAUUUUUAACUGAAACAUUGAAAUUGCCAGCUGAUAGGUUAUAUGUAACAUAUUUUGGUGGUGAUGAGAAGAAUGGAUUAGCACCUGAUAAUGAAUGCAAGGAAUUAUGGCUUUCUCUUGGUAUACCUGCCUCGCAUGUUCUACCAGGAAAUAUGAAAGAUAAUUUUUGGGAAAUGGGUGAAACUGGACCUUGUGGUCCGUGUAGUGAACUACAUUAUGAUCGCAUUGGUGGUAGAGAAGCAGCUCAUCUUGUAAACAUGGAUGAUCCAGAUGUAUUAGAAAUCUGGAAUCUGGUGUUCAUUCAAUAUAAUAGGGAAGCAGAUGGCAAUCUUAAACCAUUACCUAAAAAGCAUAUAGACUGUGGUCUGGGUCUGGAACGAUUGGUGUCAGUGAUUCAAAAUAAACGCGCUAAUUAUGAUACUGAUUUAUUUAUGCCUUUGUUCGCCGCAAUUGAGAAAGGUACAGGUGCCCCGCCUUAUCAAGGUAAGAUAGGAACCGACGAUGUUAAUAGAGUCGAUAUGGCAUACAGAGUUUUGGCUGAUCAUGCUAGAACUAUCACAAUUGCUCUCGCGGAUGGUGGAAUACCUGAUAACACUGGUAGAGGAUACGUUUUAAGGAGAAUAUUACGGCGUGCUGUGCGUUAUGCGACAGAGAAAUUAAAUGCUAAGCCAGGAUUCUUUGGAUCUCUGGUAAACGUAGUUGUAGAGCUUCUCGGCGAAGUUUUCCCGGAAGUAACGAAAGAUCCACAAAGUAUAAUUGACAUCGUGAAUGAGGAAGAGACCCAGUUCUUGAAAACUCUGUCGCGCGGUCGCAAUUUACUAAACAGAACGAUCGCAAAAUUGGAAUCGAACGAUACUGUGCCAGGUGAUGUUGCGUGGCGCUUAUAUGAUACUUAUGGUUUUCCAAUUGAUCUUACUCAAUUGAUGACCGAGGAAAAAGGAUUAAAAAUUGACAUGGCAGGAUAUGAAGAAUCUAAAAAGCAAGCACAGUUAAUCUCCCAAAAUAAAGUCGGCGGAGUAGACGAUCAAAUUAAUCUGGAUGUCCAUUCUAUCACUGAACUGCAAGAACGAGGCAUAAAGCCUACGGAUGAUUCUCCCAAAUACAAUUACAAGAUAACCAGUACUACUACGUACAAGGAGUAUGAAUUUGCACCGUGCAUCGGUACGGUGAUCGAGCUGAGACGCGCCAAGACUUUCGUUGAUCAAGUAUCUUCCGGCGAAGAAGUUGGCAUUCUGUUAGAUAGGACCAAUUUUUAUGCGGAACAAGGAGGACAGAUAUACGAUGAAGGAUUCUUAGUGAAAGUCGACGAUGAGGCCACAGAGAUACGUAUAAAGAACGUUCAAGUAAGAGCCGGUUAUGUGUUACACAUCGGCACCGUAGGUGAGGGUAUAUUGAAAAAAGGCGAUCAAGUCCAUGCAAAUGUGGAUACCACACGCAGACGGCUCGUAAUGGCCAAUCACAGCGCUACGCACGCUCUGAAUCACGCACUCAGGAAAGUUUUGGGAACCGAAGCCGAUCAGAAAGGAUCAUUAGUUGCACCUGAUAGACUUCGCUUCGACUUCACCAAUAAAGGACCAAUGACGACGGAGCAAGUGAAAAACGCGGAGAAUAUCACGAAUGAUAUGAUCAAAGACAACAAAAAAAUUUACGCCAAGGAAAGUAAUUUGGCUCUAGCAAAAACCAUUCAGGGUUUGCGUGCGAUGUUCGAAGAAACGUAUCCUGACCCAGUGCGUGUUGUUAGCAUGGGUGUGCCGAUUGAAGAACUAGAGAAGAAUCCCUUGAGUCCAGUCGCUACUCAGACCAGUGUAGAAUUUUGCGGUGGCACGCAUUUACAUUAUACCGGACACAUAGGUGACUUCAUAAUAGCCAGCGAGGAAGCUAUUGCUAAAGGUAUUAGACGCAUAGUGGCGCUCACUGGACCAGAAGCAGCCAAGGCUCUUAAAAAGGCAACAUUGCUGCAAAAUCAAUUGACUCAGCUUCAAACGACGAUCGAAGCCGACAAGUGUGGAGCAAAUUCGAAAGAGUACGUUAAGAAAAUAGUAGAACUGACGGAGGACAUAUCGCAUGCCGUCAUUCCCGGAUGGAGGAAGGAUGAGAUGCGUGGCAUGUUGAAGAAAUUGAAGAAGUCUCUCGAUGACAAGGACCGAGCUGCAAAGGCAGCUAUUGCCAAUAUGGUCGUAGAAACUGCACAGUCCAUAAUACAGUCCAAAGUCGGAUGUCAGGUAUUAGUUGAGGUGCUGGAAGCAUACAGCAAUACGAAAGCUUUAGACUCAGCAUUAAAGAAAAUACGAGCUGUAUCGCCGGAAACUAGCGCCUUGCUCAUCAGUGUUGAUCAGGAUGUCAAGAAAAUAUUUGCUCUGAGUUCUGUUCCUAAGUCCGCAGUAUCCAAAGGAUUAAAGGCAAAUGAAUGGAUCCAAGCGAUUGCACCUAUGAUGCAGGGCAAAGGAGGCGGAAAAUCUGAAUCAGCGCAAGCUUCCGGCGCUGAUAUAACAUGUUUAAAUGAAAUAGUGAGCAAGGCCAAUGAAUUUGCCAACCAGAAACUUGGGAUAAUGAACAAUAAGACUGCUAACGAUAUUUUUAAGACUUCUGAAAGUGACGAUCGAUCACUUAACAUGGAAUCUUCAUCAAAAUUGGUACUUUACGCGAACAUCGGCAGUAUUAACUACUAUUUAGCACAAAUAAUCGCGCAAUAUAGUGGCAAAUGUCUGUCUGUAAAGCAAGUUGACAAUGACAAAAUGAAUUCUAACAGAAUGAUGUUAGAGACAGGCGACGUUAUGUUACAUAAUGGCAAUGCUAUUGCAUUCUUUUUGUCAAAUUCGCAGUUACGCUGUGAUGAUGAUUCGUUCGCGUCCAGUCAGGUUCUGCAAUGGAUGAGCUAUUCGCAAAAUCAUGUUUUAUCAGCAGUCACCACCUGGAUAUUACCAACACUCGGAGUAUGUAUGUCAAAAGAUAUGAAAGCAAAUUCGAAGCUUUCUAAAGAGAGCCUUCUGCGCGAUUUGAAAAUAUUGAACAGUAUGUUGCAUACAAGAACGUAUUUGGUAGGAGAGAGAAUCACUCUUGCGGACAUAUCAGUUUUUACCGUGUUGUUACCUCUAUAUGAGCACGUGUUCGAUCUGAAUCAUAGAAAAUCGUACACAAAUUUAAAUAGAUGGUUUUCAACGAUCUUAAAUCAACCACAAGUAAGAUCUGUAAUCAAGAAUUUUGCAUUUUGCAUGAAAGUUGCACGCUAUUAAUACUAUUAUGUUAAGAAUCAAUUGAUCAUUAAUUUAUACACGUUUUUACUAGAAUUCUUUUUAUUGUUUAAGUUCAUUAUUUUCUUCUGAAUUAUUAGUCUUAAAAUUAUCAUAUAAUAUUCUAAUUUCUCUUAAUAACAUAGAAAUGUUGGUGCCCAUUUUGGCAGAGAUAGGUACUAUUGGCAUAUUUAUAUGUUCUUUGAGUAAUUGUAAAUUAACCUGAAAAACGAAUUGUGACUGUUAAUGCGAUGGCAAGUAGAAUAAUAAUAAAAUAAGGAAAUGGAAUGUAAAACUCAUUAAACUUCUAUAAAGAGGAAAAUAUGUAAAAAGAA
Molecule: messenger RNA, 4248 nt
Organism: Harpegnathos saltator (Jerdon's jumping ant)
Lineage: Eukaryota; Metazoa; Arthropoda; Insecta; Hymenoptera; Formicidae
Gene: AlaRS
Product: alanine--tRNA ligase, cytoplasmic
Exons: 16
Coding region: 326-3916 (1196 amino acids)
Biological process (GO): alanyl-tRNA aminoacylation
Cellular component (GO): cytoplasm; mitochondrion
Molecular function (GO): aminoacyl-tRNA deacylase activity; alanine-tRNA ligase activity; ATP binding
Source: RefSeq, a predicted model, not a curated record